Molecule: messenger RNA, 1062 nt
Organism: Talaromyces proteolyticus
Lineage: Eukaryota; Fungi; Ascomycota; Eurotiomycetes; Eurotiales; Trichocomaceae
Product: alcohol dehydrogenase-like protein
Exons: 2
Coding region: 1-1062 (353 amino acids)
Molecular function (GO): oxidoreductase activity; zinc ion binding
Source: RefSeq, a predicted model, not a curated record
AUGAACGACAUCCCCAAAACGCAAAAAGCAAUCUGGGUACAAAACCCCGGGCCCAACGGCACCGUCGCGCUUCGCAGUGACAUCCCCACCCCGCAGCCUGGCGACGGGGAGAUGCUCGUGAAGAUCCAAUACUCGGGAAUCUGCGGAUCUGACCUGCGCAACCUUCAUGGCAUGAGCAAAUAUACAUCCAUUCCCGGCCACGAAGGCGUCGGGACGGUCGUGCAACUCGGGCCCAACGUAUCAUCGUGGUACUUGCAUCGACGGGUAGGCAUAAAAUGGGUCUGGAGGUCCUGCGGGUCAUGUUCGCUAUGUCGCAAGGGCGAGGUGAAUCACUGCCCCGCACAGCUCAACACGAGCCGCAGUGUGCAUGGCACGCUGCAAGAGUAUGCGCUUGCGCGGCCAGAGUUUAGUAAUCUAAUCCCAGAGGCGUUGAGGUCGGAAGAUGCGGCUCCAUUGCUAUGUGCAGGGCAUACUCUAGCGGGUGCGGUGUCAAAGUUGGAUAGAUUGGGGAGGGGGGAUGCAGUGGUUGUGCUUGGGGCUGGCGGUGGAUUGGGGCAUUUGGGGGUGCAGAUGGUGAAGAUGGAUGAGAGGGGUUUGAAGGUGAUUGCGGUGGAUGCAGGGGAGGAGAAGGGGAUGUUGUGUCGGGAGCUAGGUGCAGAGGAGUAUAUUAAUAUCGAGAGUGAGAGUGAUAUUGAGACGAGGGUGAAGGAGUUGACGGAUGGAGAGGGCGCGCAAGGGGUGAUUAUUGUAUCUGGCGCCGAGGAGGCGUUUAGGCUGGCACCACGGCUGGUGAGGAAUGGAGGUACGAUUGUGGUAGUUGGACUGCCACGCAACGAUUUCCAGUUCCCUAUGGCGCCGAUUGAGAUCAGUGCGAGGGGGUUGACGGUUAUUGGGACGAGUGUGGGCACCGAAAAGCAGAUGGAGGAACUUUUGGAGAGUGCGGCGCGGGGGCUGGUGGUGCCUAGGAUUGAGGUUUAUGCGCUGGAGGAUGCACCAAGGGCGUUUGAGAAGUUGGUCAAGGGGGAGGUGGUUGGACGAUGUGUGGUGAGGGUUUCUGAAUAG